Adelges cooleyi (spruce gall adelgid) is the source of this 990-nucleotide messenger RNA. Its product is annotated as protein ZBED8-like. The record is from RefSeq and is a predicted model, not a curated record. The transcript has a single exon. The coding region runs from base 1 to 990 and encodes 329 amino acids. NCBI's taxonomy places the organism in Eukaryota, Metazoa, Arthropoda, Insecta, Hemiptera, Adelgidae.
AUGACGGGACGUCAUAAGGGUUUCAUUGCGCAUUUAAAACAAGCAGUACCAAAUGUACUCGCUGUACAUUGUGUUAUACAUCGUCAGCACUUGGUUGCAAAAAAUCUUAAUGAACGCCUGCAUACGUCGCUCCAUUACGUUAUUAGAUCUGUUAAUAAGAUAAGGAGCAAUUCAUUAAAUGACAGAUUAUUUGGGCAACUUUGUAGUGAAAAUGAUGAAGACUAUAACCGCUUGUUGCUGCACACAGAAGUACGAUGGCUAUCGAAAGGUGUUUGUCUCAAUCGAUUUUUCAAUCUAUUCCACUCAGUGUUGGACUUUCUUGAAAAUAGAGACGAUGAACUGCGUGGAAAUUUGAUUGCGUCCAAAAAUGACAUAGCUUAUAUGACAGACCUUUUUAAAAUAUUUAAUGAAGUUAAUUUACAAUUGCAAGGUGAUGAGUUGAAUUUGAUAAAGACCAAAAAUGUCAUAGCUGCUUUUGUGGGAAAACUUCUUUUAUUCAAACGAAAUCUAGGAAGAGGUGAAUUCCUCAAUUUUCCGACAUUAUCAGCAUUAUCGGUAGGAAAAGAAGAUUUAAUGACUUACUGCCAACACCUGGGCGCUCUUCAUGUGGAUUUUACAGAGCGCUUCCAGGAUAUUUUAAAUAUGAGUAUACCAAGCUGGAUUUUAGACCCUUUCGAAAAUGCGGGUACAGCAGAAUCAUCAAAUUUAGAAGAAGAACUCAUAGAACUCACAACAAAUGAAGAAUUAAAAGUGAAAUUCAGAAACGGAUACCAAGAGUUCUGGCUCCAAAAAUCAAUAUCAACUCUUCACCCUGGGUUGUGGGAAAUAGUACAGAAAUUUUUGAUUGCAUUUCCUUCAUCAUAUUUGGUUGAGCGUGGUUUUAGUGCAGUAGCUAAUUUGCUAUAUAAGAAAAGAAAUAGACUGCAAAUCACUGAGCGAGGAGAUUUGCGACUGGUGUUAACUAAAAUGAAAACGUUAACAGAUUGUUAA